Messenger RNA from Drosophila sechellia, 3485 nucleotides. RefSeq names its product Cytochrome P450 6a2 (gene Cyp6a2). The transcript has 2 exons. Bases 58 to 1578 code for a protein of 506 amino acids. The record is from RefSeq and is a predicted model, not a curated record. Lineage: Eukaryota; Metazoa; Arthropoda; Insecta; Diptera; Drosophilidae. Gene Ontology annotation, molecular function: monooxygenase activity; oxidoreductase activity, acting on paired donors, with incorporation or reduction of molecular oxygen; iron ion binding.
UCAGUAAAUCGUCGUAGUUCGAGCACGACGAAUGCGAAUCGGGAGGAGCUACGCAAAAUGUUUGUUCUAAUAUACCUGCUGAUCGCGAUCUCCUCGCUUUUGGCCUACUUGUACCACCGCAACUUCAACUACUGGAAUCGCCGCGGAGUGCCCCACGAUGCUCCGCACCCACUGUAUGGCAACAUGGUCGGGUUCCGGAAGUACCGGGUGAUGCACGACUUCUUCUACGACUACUACAACAAGUACCGGAAGAGCGGCUACCCCUUCGUGGGCUUUUACUUCCUGCACAAGCCGGCGGCCCUCAUUGUGGACACCCAGCUGGCCAAGAACAUCCUGAUCAAGGACUUCUCCAACUUCGCCGAUCGCGGCCAGUUCCACAACGGCCGAGACGAUCCGCUCACGCAGCACCUGUUCAACCUGGACGGAAAGAAGUGGAAGGACAUGCGCCAGCGUCUGACGCCCACGUUCACCUCGGGCAAGAUGAAGUUCAUGUUCCCGACGGUGAUCAAGGUGUCCGAGGAGUUCGUCAAGGUGAUCACGGAGCAGGUGCCCGCCACCCAGAACGGAGCUGUGCUCGAGAUCAAGGAGCUGAUGGCCAGGUUCACCACCGAUGUUAUUGGCACCUGUGCCUUCGGCAUAGAGUGCAACACGCUGCGCACCCCUGUCAGUGAUUUCCGCACCAUGGGACAGAAAGUGUUCACCGAGAUGCGCCACGGGAAACUGCUCACCAUGUUCAUGUUCAGCUUUCCCAAGCUGGCCCGCAGGCUGAGAAUGCGCAUGAUGCCUGAGGACGUCCACCAGUUCUUCAUGCGCCUGGUCAACGACACGAUUGCUCUCAGGGAGCGGGAGAACUUCAAGAGGAACGACUUCAUGAACCUACUGAUCGAGCUGAAGCAAAAGGGAAGCGUCACCCUGGACAAUGGUGAGGUGAUCGAGGGCAUGGACAUCGGCGAACUGGCCGCCCAGGUUUUCGUCUUCUAUGUGGCCGGCUUUGAGACCUCCUCCUCUACAAUGAGUUACUGCCUCUAUGAGUUGGCCCAGAAUCAGGACAUCCAGCACAGGCUGCGCAACGAGAUCCAAACGGUACUGGAGGAACACGAGGGGCAGCUAGCCUACGAAUCCAUCAAGGCCAUGACCUACUUGAACCAGGUUCUCUCAGAAACCCUCAGGCUCUACACCCUGGUGCCCCACCUCGAACGGAAGGCCCUCAACGACUACGUGGUGCCUGGCCAUGAAAAGCUUGUGAUUGAGAAGGGCACCCAGGUCCUAAUCCCCGCGUGUGCUUACCACCGCGAUGAGAAUCUUUAUCCAAAUCCGGAGACCUUCGAUCCGGACCGCUUCUCGCCGGAUAAAGUGGCCGCCCGGGAGUCCGUGGAGUGGCUGCCCUUCGGCGACGGGCCGCGGAACUGCAUCGGGAUGCGGUUUGGACAAAUGCAGGCCCGCGUCGGUCUGGCUCAGAUCAUUAGCCGGUUCAGGGUAUCCGUCUGCGACAAGACAGAGAUCCCACUGCAGUAUAGUCCCCUGUCUAUAAUUUUGGGCACCGUUGGGGGCAUCUACUUGCGGGUGGAGCGCAUCUAAGCUCCAUCUUCGUUGUUUCCAUAUAUAUAGCUUAGGAUCGAAAGGGAAAGUGAUGUACACUUAAGACUGUUCAUUUAUUAAAUUCAAUUCGUUGUUGACCAUACAUAUUGUUUGUUAGCUUAAACAGCCAUAUAACUUAUUGGACUGUGAUAAAUCACUUAUGUUCACAGUUUAGAUGAUUUAAUUGACUUCCAUUCAGGCAAAUGUUGUUCCCAUCAGAUUUGCAGGUUCAUAAAUUGCAUUCGGCUUAAGUUGCAACGUGCCACGCGAAUCGCCACCUGACUAGUCAUAAUGUUGUUAGAGUCAAUGACUUUCCUCUGUAUAGCUGAGCGAAAAUAAUUACUAUUCCCAGACGCUCUAAUGUUUUGCAUACCUCAUGCCACACCCGUUAGGUUGCUCAACCGUGGCAGCGAAAACCCCAAAUUAAAAUAUGGUGCUGAAGCAUGCAACACGAGUCGGCUAAUUGAGGUAAGCCCUACCUGAUUAAACAGUAUGUAUGUCUGUAGAAGAGAAAUAAUGACUCUACCACGUCGAACAUUUCGCAAAUGUCAAUGCCUCCGCCAGACAUCCAGAUAUGAAAAAUUUUUACGGUUUAGUCGCUCAUUAGUUCGCCCACUUAUCAUAGAUAUUUUUUGUGUUAUCAGAUAAAGUAGCUGAAUUAUUAAAUUUCAAAACAAGAUAUAACUAUACUUGAGUGCAGCGACUAUUAGAUACCUGGUGUCAAGUUUCAACUUUCUAGCUUUUAUGGUUCCCGAGAUCUCGACUUUCAUACGAACGGACGGACAAAUGGACAUACGGACAUCGAGACGGGCAUGGCUAAAUCGUUUGGGCUUGUUAGUAUGAACAAGAACUAUAGUUGUCAGAACUUGAUUUUGUUUUAUUCAGCAAUAGUUAUGAUUCUCAAUGGCAAACGUAGUGGUAUAUUUCUUAUUUUAGCUGGAAACUGUUUUCAUUUCCAGAACUUUAUUCGUUUGGUGUACGAUUGAGUGAUUUAAGAUUCCGGUCAAUGAUGCUAAGCAGUCUCUCUAGUUCAUUCUGAAGAAUAAUUUAUAUUUAGCAAUGUGAGUACUAUCAAACUUAUUGAAGUUGAAAGCAAACAAUGAAUCAAUUCGAGAAUUUAAGCAAUCGAAAAUUUCUUGUAUAUAUGCAUAAAUUUCAAACUUUAAAUAGAUUUUUAUCUAUAUUCUACUUUUUCGGCUGGCUUGUCACGCGUAAAUUGGAACAGUCAUUUAAAAUGUAUUUUAUGCCCCUCCGGAUUAAUAUUAUCCCAUCUUCUUUUAAUUAUGCUGGUAGGGAAAUGUUUAUCUAACGUCAGCGGCGCAUGCAACGCGUGGAAAUUGAGGCAAGUGCCUAAAGCUGGGAAAAUCGGGGGCGUGUAAAUUGUGCGGUGUAAUGGGCGUAAAUCUAACGGUUAUGAGAACACAAAAUGUAGUUUGAUAAAACUAAUUAUAUACUCUAUUAUUGGCACUAGCUCAUCAUCGGGUAAUAGACACGUUAUAUGAACCUUAGUCGGAUUAAAAACCACAAACAAGUGAAUAUUUUCCAAUUAAUAACUGAUGACCUAAUUAUCAUAAUUAAUUAGACAAACAACGCAGUCAGUGAUUUAUUCAAACGGCGCGAAUGCCGAAAGCAAAUAGUUUUUGUGAAUGAAAUAUGUGGUACUUGUAUCUGUCGGAUACACGCUGCCUGAGCAUCCAACACUCGGUUUUUUGUGAGCAUUUCGAGCAAUCUUUGACUUGGUCUGACACUUGGCCCUACCUUCGCCGUGGGAGGGAGGCGAACUAAAUUUAAUUACUACCCCGCAAGAAACAAGUGCGGCUAACAAAAAACAAGUGCAAAGCCACCGACAUAAAGAUAAAGCAUAACUGAAAUAAAAGUGUCAAGGUUGUUCAACCCGAACCACAAAA